GUUAUUGCAAAAUAAUGUCAUGAAUCGGUUUUUAUAAAAAUAGUUUAUUUAUUAAAACUGUUUAGAAUUAAAUUCUUAUAUUAAGAUACACAUAAUUGUGUAACAAAAUUUACUUGUGUAUUCGGUGAGAAGUUGAUGAGGAAUGGUUUUUGGAGUACUGCGACAUCUAUUUACUGAAACGGCAUGUUCCGAGAGUUCAAAGGGAUCAAAUGCUUAUCCGAAAAGAGCAGAUCCAAAAGCAUUAAAAGAAAUAUUUUUGAAGCAUGCAAGUGUACAUAAAAAUGGUGAGAGUUAUAUGAAUAGUAAUGAUUUUGUGAAUGGAUAUUUGAGUCUAUCUCCGAAUGACAAUGACCAGUCUAGAAAUCUCCUUGCGGGUAUUGUUGACACAAGUAAGGAAGGGCUAAUAUCAUUUUCGGAAUUUCAAAAGUUUGAGGAACUGUUAUGCGUACCUGAUGAUAUACAUAGAACCGCUUUUCAGAUGUUUGAUACAAAAGGAAGAGGGGAGAUAACACAGCAUGAUUUUUCAGAGGUUGUAAAGAAUACUGAAUUGAAUCAUAAAUUGCCUUUUGAUUUUCAUAAUGAAUUCUUGAAGCUUUACAUUGAAAGAAACAAGUCACGGGCAAUGACUAAUGCAGAAUGCAGACAGUUCCUACAUGUUACAAAAGAUUAUGAUGAUGAUGAUGAUGGCUCUAAAGUAGGCUUUCCAUUCUUCUCAGCUUUUGAUUCUCUCCUCAAGAAGAUGGAUCUUAUUAAGCGAGUGUAUUUAAAGGCCACAAAUUGUUCUCGCUCCAAAGAACUCACUAAGGAUGAUUUUCAGUAUCAUGCUCAUAAGGAGUCACAUAUCACACCUAUGAAAGUUGACAUUUUAUUUAAACUAUGUAAAUUAAAUAACAAACGAGGGGAAGUGGCAUUCAAUGAACUCCAACCUAUUUCUACAGAUGAUCUACAGACCAUGCUUCGUCCAGUGCUAUUAAGCAACGAAAAAAAAGAUGAAGAUGAAUGUCGAAACCCAUUCUGGUUUUGGAAAGGAGAAUCAAAACAAAAACAGCCUGAAACAGAAGUUGUCAAUCUGGCUUCGCAGCCAGAGCACCACGAAAGAUCCAAUCUUAUGUCAGUAUUAGAAAGUUUAUACAGGUUAACUAUGGGAUUCACGGCUGGAGCAACUGGAGCUGCUGCUGUGUAUCCAAUUGAUUUGGUGAAGACCAGAAUGCAAAAUCAAAGAAUAAAUCCUAACACAGGCGAAAGAAUGUACAAUCAUAGCUUUGACUGUUUUUAUAAGGUAAUUAAAUAUGAGGGUAUACGAGGGCUUUAUAGAGGUCUCCUGCCUCAAGUAUGUGGAGUUGCUCCAGAAAAAGCUACUAAAUUGACUGUUAAUGAUUUUAUUCGAGAUCAUCUUAAACAUGAGGAUGGAUAUAUACCUUUAUGGGCUGAAAUAGUUGCAGGUGCUAGUGGUGGAUUUUCCCAGGUAACAUUUUCCAACCCGGUGGAAAUUAUAAAAAUUCAACUUCAAGUAGCUGGCGAGGUAAAAGGAGGUCAGAGGCCAAGUGCUCUGGCAGUUUUUAAGGAAAAAUUUUUUUUUGGACUAUAUAAGGGUGCUUCAGCUUGUUACUGUCGAGAUAUGACCUUUGCAGGGAUUUAUUUCCCAACUUAUGCCAACACGAAAAUAUUGCUGACUGAUGAUUCUGGCUAUAAUAAUGUUUCCACUCUGUUUCUAUCUGGUCUUAUAGCAGGGGUUCCAGCGGCUUCAAUUGCAACACCUUUUGAUGUUGUUAAAACUAGAUUACAGGUAAAGCCAAGACCAGGGCAGACAACUUACAAUGGCCUCAGAGAUGCUUUUAAAAAAGUUUGGAGGGAAGAAGGAUGGACCGCUUUCUGGAAAGGAGCAGGAGCAAGAGUAUGCAGAUCUUCUCCCCAAUUUGCUGUUACUCUAGUAACAUACGAGUUACUUCAAAGGCUUUUCUACUUCGAUUUUGGUGGCAGGAGACCAGAAGGCUCGGAAAAAAAGAACGCUGAACCCAAAAAGGUUUCUUAUAAUCCAAAUCAUAACAGAGGGUACGAGGAAGCAAUACCAAUGAUAACUGGGAUUGAAACUCAAUUUGGAAUAAAUUUACCGAAAUUCAACAUAGUGACAAUUUCACCAAGCGAAAAAAAAACAAAUGAACCAGAGGAAUGAAAGGCGACAUUUGCCUUAAGAAUGUUCCAUUAAAUGAUUUUAGUACAAAAGUC
Molecule: messenger RNA, 2226 nt
Organism: Nezara viridula (southern green stink bug)
Lineage: Eukaryota; Metazoa; Arthropoda; Insecta; Hemiptera; Pentatomidae
Source: the annotation of a GenBank genome assembly